AUGGCGGGGGGAGCUGGCCCGCCGCUGCCCCUGCUCCUGCUCCUGCUCCAGCUCCUGGCGCUCCCCGCCGGCCGCGCCAACCGCACCGGCCCCGACUCCCUGUAUGUCUCUGAGUACUUCUCUCAGAGUGCACAGAAGCUGUCCUUCUACAGCUGGUAUGGCAAUGCCAAGCUCUUCCACUUCCACGUGCCCGAGGACACCGUGCUGCUUCGCUGGCUCCUGCAGGCGUCCCGGGGGAAGGGCCCAGAGUGCACCGACAUGGAGGUCACAGUGCACUUCCGCUACGGAGCCCCUCCGGUGAUCAACCCGCUGGGCACUCGCUUCCCUGCCAACGCCACCGUCCGUCCUUCCUACAGCCUCAGCCUGGCGCUAGGGGGCGCUGCGCAGAACACCACCUUCGUCAACAUCACCACCCCUGCCGCCGGGGACUGGUUUAUCGCCGCCCACCUGCCCGAGGCUGCCGGCAGGAUUGAGGUGAAGGGUUUCUCCACCCCCUGUCCCUACAUAUUCCAGGCGGAUAUGUUUGUGCUCAGACUGACUGACAUGCCCGUCCUGGAGCCUGGCGUUGCCAUGCCACUAACCAUCCUCUCACCUGCCAAGCCACUGCACGUCAAGGUGUUUGUCCCCAAGCACGCGGCAGGGAUGCGGCUGGAGCUGCGAAGCUGCCUGACCAGAGAGCAGAAAGCCUGCACCGUGCGGGUCGUGCUGGGCUCCAUCACCCUGCCCCAGUCCUUCCAGAGGAUUGUCACCUGCCUGGGGAACGUCACCUGCAGCCUGGCCCUGGAUUCACCCCCCUGGGAGAAGUGGCUGCAGAUCAUGGUGGAGAGUCUGGGCACUGCCAACGGCAGCGUGUCGGUGGUGAUGCUGGCUUCCUUCACAGCUUGCAGACCGGGAAGUACCAGUUCAUUCCUUAACUUCAUCAGCCUAAACCAGAGCCAAACUGCUCCCAGACCAGGUGGUGCAGGAGCAGCAGGGAGCUCUGCUCUGCCUGCUGCCGAGGCUUCGCACAACGAGUCCCAGCAGAGGAGCUUCUGCCUGCAGACCCAGCCCGUGGUCCGGGAGGACCUGGACGUGGUGUCUGUGCGCUACAGGCUCCUGAACGGCCCCAGCGUGCUGGUCAGCUCCCUCUCCCCCACCCUCCUCCUCCUCAACCUCAACACGGGCAUGGACAGCGGCGGCUCCCUCGUCGUCAAUCUCCUGCUCAACAAGACAUCCCUGAGCCUGGCCAAUGCCACCGUGGCAGCGUGCGUGAGUGCUGCUUCGCCCGUGCUGGCCCUCAACGCCACGCAGAACUGCAGCACAGCUUUUUUCCAGGGCUACCCUCUGAGCAUGAGAACAUCCUCUGCAGAAGCAAUGCUGAUUGUCCUGUACCCACAGACUGAUGUCUGGUUCCUCUCCCUGCAGCUCCUCUGCCCAAAAGGCCAAGGUGAAUGUAAGGCUGCAGAAGCCAAAGUGACUGUCUUUGCAUACCUCACCCCCUGCUUCAAUGACUGUGGGCCCUAUGGGCAGUGCAGCCUCCUGAGAAGACAUGGCUACCUCUAUGCUGGCUGCAGCUGCAAGGCUGGCUGGGGCGGCUGGAGCUGCACAGACGACAGCAAGGCGCAGUCUGUGGGUGUGCAGAACGUGGCCACGCUGCUGCUCACCCUGAGCAACCUGAUGUUCCUGCCGGCCAUCGCCGUCGCCGCUCAUCGCUGCUACCUGGUGGAGGCCUCCGUCUACACCUACACCAUGUUCUUCUCCACGUUCUACCACGCGUGUGACCAGCCGGGCGUGGCGGUGAUGUGCAUCAUGGACUACGACACCCUGCAGUACUGUGACUUCCUGGGCUCCGUGGUGUCCAUCUGGGUGACCAUCCUCUGCAUGGCCCGAGUCAAGAAGAUCCUGAAAUACGUCCUGUUUGUCCUGGGGACCCUGUUAAUUGCCAUGUCCCUGCAGCUGGACCGCAGAGGGGUGUGGAACAUGAUGGGUCCCUGCCUCUUUGCCCUCAUCAUCAUGAUUGCAGCCUGGGUUCACCACGGAGUGAAGCGCAGGCACUGCUACCCCUCGUCGUGGAAGCGCUGGGUCUUCUACCUCCUCCCAGGGAUCACCUUGGCUUUCAUUGCCAUCUCAGUGUAUGCAUUCAUGGAGACCAAUGAGAACUACUACUACACCCACAGCAUCUGGCACGUGCUGGUGGCUUGCAGCGUUGCUUUCCUGCUUCCUCCCCGGGACAAGCACAAGAAGCCCUGGGCCUGGCCACAGAAGCUCACUUGUCGCUACCAGAUCUGCCAGAACGACCGGGAGGAGCUCUACGCUGUCACCUGA
This is a messenger RNA of Indicator indicator, 2304 nucleotides long. RefSeq names its product post-GPI attachment to proteins 6 (gene PGAP6). Gene Ontology annotation, cellular component: plasma membrane. Lineage: Eukaryota; Metazoa; Chordata; Aves; Piciformes; Indicatoridae. The record is from RefSeq and is a predicted model, not a curated record. Bases 1 to 2304 code for a protein of 767 amino acids. The transcript is spliced from 13 exons.